AUUGUUUGUUUUCCGCCGGCUGUUCGCUUGUUUCCGCUUUGUUUGACCUGUGGUGUCCUCCAGCMGCCGUGAUUUCACUGAUAGUCGAUUAAAGACUUGAACAACCACAUUAUGGUUUUGGAGGAGAAGAUGAUCACGAACGGAGAGCCUGAUAAUGAGGAGGAGGAAGAGGAGGAGGAGAUGGUGGAUCCUCUUGAAACUGUGCGAGAGAAGUGUGAAGCGGCAGAGCACUGCAUUCACACUCGGGAGCGUUUAGAGCAGUGUAACACUAGAGUCAACUCUCGGUCUUCGACAGAGGAGGAUUGUACUGAGGAGUUGCUUGACUUCUUGCACGCUCGGGACCACUGUGUUGCUCACAAACUGUUUGAUUCUGUCAAAUAAAGUUGCUCCUGAUUGUUGGACCAUGCUGACAGCAUUCUUCAGAUAUUGCAUUAUUAGGUGAAUAUGGUUUGAAAUGCACCCUUAUGUGGAUCUACUGUGUGUUGUAACUUUAAAUUGUAAGCUUUUAUCUGCUCAUGUGAAAAAGUAUUUCCGAUUUGCAGUAAGUCUUAAGUCAACAUUUCAUUAAAACGACUUGGAAAAUGUU
Messenger RNA from Austrofundulus limnaeus, 586 nucleotides. It is a transcript of the gene uqcrh, whose product is annotated as ubiquinol-cytochrome c reductase hinge protein. Gene Ontology annotation, biological process: mitochondrial electron transport, ubiquinol to cytochrome c. Lineage: Eukaryota; Metazoa; Chordata; Actinopteri; Cyprinodontiformes; Rivulidae. The coding region runs from base 112 to 381 and encodes 89 amino acids. The record is from RefSeq and is a predicted model, not a curated record. Gene Ontology annotation, cellular component: respiratory chain complex III. The transcript is spliced from 4 exons.